CCAGUUACCGAUUUCGUCGUCAAGAGUUAUAUCUCGAAAAAACGAAAAACUCAAACACACACAAACAAAAAUGGCAGCUAAGUUGAUCAUCUUCGCCGCUUGCGUGGUGUCCGCCAUCGCCCAAUACCCAGCCCCGGCUUACAAACCAGCAUACUCGGCGCCCGCUUACUCGGCACCAAAGGCUUACGCCCCAGAGCCCGCCUACGCACCGGCUCCAUACAACUUCGAGUACAGCGUCAACGACCCAUCCACAUAUGACGUCAAGAGCCAGUCCGAGUACAGCGACGGCAACGGCAACGUCAAGGGAUCGUACAGCCUCGUCGAAGCCGACGGAUCCACCCGUGUCGUAGAAUACACCGCCGAUGACUACAACGGUUUCAACGCCGAGGUCAAGAAAGUCGAAGGAGGUUACAAGGCCCCGUACAGCGCCCCGGCACCAGCCUACAAAGCCGCCCCGGCCUACAAGCCCGCCUACGCCGCACCAGCCUACCCAGCACCCGCCGCAUACCCAGCACCCGCUUACUCCGCACCGGCCUACAAGCCAGCCCCGUACAAGGCAUACUAAUAACUGAUUCCUCGUCUAUCGCAUCAGCACUUCCGGGCGCUCUCGUCUUCGGCGGUGAAACCAACGCAAUGUGACCGUUACCUACACACCAAACCGCGAGUCACAACAGUCGUGUGUGUACAACUCGCGUAUAAAUAUUAUAUAUUUUGUAAAUAAUUUAUUACACGACAUAUUAUUAUAUUAUUAUACUGACCAUCGUAAUACUAUAUAAUAA
This is a messenger RNA of Acyrthosiphon pisum (pea aphid), 779 nucleotides long. RefSeq names its product cuticular protein 41 (gene cp41). The record is from RefSeq and is marked provisional. Gene Ontology annotation, cellular component: extracellular matrix. NCBI's taxonomy places the organism in Eukaryota, Metazoa, Arthropoda, Insecta, Hemiptera, Aphididae.